Striga hermonthica is the source of this 1170-nucleotide messenger RNA. The record is from the annotation of a GenBank genome assembly. NCBI's taxonomy places the organism in Eukaryota, Viridiplantae, Streptophyta, Magnoliopsida, Lamiales, Orobanchaceae.
AUGGCAGCUUCAGGAGACUCAUGGGUGAGAGAAUAUAAUGAAGCAAUCAAACUUGCUGAUGACAUAACGAACAUGAUAACUGAAAGGAACUCAUUGCCAGCAUCCGGGCCAGAAGCCCAGCGGUAUGCUUCGGCCAUACGGAGGAAAAUCACCAUACUUGGAACCAGACUGGACAACCUACAGUCUUUUCUGUCAAAGCUUCCUGUCAAGCAAUCUUUGUCCGAGAAAGAAAUGAAUCGUCGUAGGGACAUGGUUGCUUGUCUGAGAUCAAAAGUAAACCAGAUGGCUUCUACUCUGAACAUGUCAAAUUCUGCGAAUAGAGACAGCUUACUUGGCCCUGAGAUGAAGCCUGUUGAUGCAAUGAGCAGAAUAAGUGGCCUUGAUAACCAUGGUGUCGUUGGUCUUCAACGACAAGUCAUGAAAGAACAAGAUGAGGGUCUUGAGAAAUUGGAGGAGACAGUGAGCAGCACCAAACAUAUUGCACUGGCGGUGAAUGAAGAGCUUGAUUUACAUACAAGACUAAUUGAUAAUCUGGAUGAGCAUGUUGAUGUUACAGACUCCAGAUUACAGCAAGUACAAAGGAGGCUUGCGAGAUUAAACAAGAGGACUAAGGGUGGCUGCUCCUGCUUGCACCUCCUACUAUCUGUCAUUGAGAACUCGAUCACAGGUCAGACGGACAACAAAAAGACUCAAGGUCGAGAGACUACCGAGUCGAUGAAGACCUCCGAAGCAAACUACGUCAAGUUAGGACUCCACCCGAGACCAGCCGUGGCGAGCAAUGAUACCAGAAAGAACCUAGAACCCAACUGUGACAAGGCUUGGGUUUCCAGUCUUCUGAUUGGAUCAAGCCAACCACCAGGCUUUUCGAGGUCCAUUAUGACGCCGAUUACCCAGAUUCCCAACCUGCUGGGUCAUGGAGAUUGGGUACGAGAUGGUACCGGCGAUUCCGACACAACAAAACCCACUUCAAGAAGAAGGAAGGAGGUCGCCGGCGACAACAAAAGGUGCUCCAGUAGGCGAGCAGGUUGUGACGGUCACCAGGAUGAGCUCAACCAGAUGAUCGCAGAAGAUGUUGCAGCCAGGUUCGUUCAACCGCAGGUGUCGAGUGCAGUGAACCUCAUUGUACCGACAAGGAGGGAGAAAGUCAAAUUUCCAUCAACUCAGCCUUGA